CAACACAUCACCAAAUAUGGCCGCUGCGGGGCGUGGGACCUGUGGUUUGCUGUGAGUGUUGGUGGAGGAGAGCAGUGGAUGCACCGCCAAGUGCGCACGGGGGAAUCCAGGAACCUUACGCUUUGAAGAAAACAUGCAAGACUACUCCGGGCACAGAGACAGAGUAUGUGACAGACAUCAACAGAGGGUGUAACAAACGGCCAGAACAACAUCCCACGUUCAGUAUCAAAGACGUUUAUUGACCUGGCUGGACUAAAGAAAAAACGUCCAUCUCUUCCCUGAGUUUGACAUCCUACCAUGCCUCCAGCCACGUGUCCCACCCCCCAGCUGCUGUGGGUGCGUAUUGCAGCCCUUCUGUUCACCUGCGUGGCCUUCAGUGUUGCAGCACAUGGAGCCUAUCUACCCCACGGGGGCAUGGCUGACUGGUGCAUCUUCUGCUGGGCGUUCAGCUUUGCCUGCACCCUGCUGGUCCUCCUGGUGGAGCAGUUCAGCCUCCAAGCCCAAGCCCUGGUGUCCUGGUCCAACUUCCCCAUCACAGUCGCCUGCUACGCCGCCCUCCUCUGCCUCUCUGCCUCUGUCAUCUUCCCGGUCUUUUACCUCAAGGAUAUGUUGUUCUAUAACAGCAUUCGUGAUUAUCGCAUCACCUCCACUGUCUUCUCUUGCCUGGCGGCGGUAGCCUACAUGGCGGAGCUUACCCUGACCAAAGCCAGGCCAGGAGAGAUUUCAGGUUACAUGGCCACAGCUCCAGGUCUGUUGAAGGUGUGCCAGACCUUCGUGGCCUGCAUAAUCUUCAUCCUGGUGAGCAACCCUGUCUCAUACGACUCCAACCCAGCACUUCAAUGGUGCAUGGCCGUGUACUGCAUCUGUUUCAUCAUCUCCAUGGCUAUAGUGGUGAUGUGUGUGGGCGAGUGCACCGGCCGCCUACCAGUACCAUUUUCCAAGUUCUUGUCAGCCUACGGACUCCUGGCGGUUCUGAUGUACUUUACUGCUACCAUCAUCUGGCCCAUUUUCCAGUUUGACAGACGGUACCAAGGUAGAGGCCAUGCGUCGUCAAAACAGAUCGCUGUGGCGGUGCUAACUGCCCUCAACUUCCUGCUGUACCUCGCUGACCUAGCGUACUCUGCCAGGCUGGUGUUUGUCAGUGGCUGAGAGUGAAAAAGAUGAAGAUGCACUGAAUGGGGAAGAACAGAGAGAGCUUGGAUGGCUUUGUUUCAAAGUGUAGCUGAUGUUGAAUGUCUUUAAUUGCGGUCUAACUGAGCAUAUUUAAAGAGCAGCCAUUUGAAUCUGAUGUCAUGCUAAGGGUUGCUAAAUUCGUCAAAAUGUCAUACUGCUGUGUUCCAUGUUUAUAUAUACAACUUAUCAGCCACUGAAAGGACAAAAGAUAAUGAAAGUUCACAACACCGCUUAUUUCUUUGCAUCACUGUUUAAGUCACAUCCUGCGAUUGGGUGAACCAAAUAUAUCCCUGGCUAGCAGAAAUUAUAGCUAGCUAACAUUAGCAUUCGAUGGUGUAAUACAAUACAAUAAGGGAACCUGAAUUCCAGACUUACAGUUAGCUAAGAUUUUACGUAUGGAUACUUAUUGGCAAGCCUACUUUUUAGCAGUGGUGUAUAAAGUACUUGAAAGCCUUUAGGGGUGCAACGGAUCAAAAAACUCACGGUUCCGAUUGUAUCAUGGUUUUGAGUCAUGGAUCGGAUCACUUUUCGGAUUAGGAAGAAAAAAAGAAAAAAAGAAAGAAGACAAGUCAUAUAUAAAAUGGUCCUCUAUUCCUUUUGUAAAACACUUGUAAACUUUUGCCCUUUAAAUAAAAACAGCAUUCAACUCAAAAUUUACUGCAUGUGGAAAGCCCCCUAUAUGUGGGCCCAGUCCUGCCUCAUUCAUUGCAUUUCAUGGCAUGGCAAGUGAAGGAGCAGAGGAACUUCAAAACUUUCACUCCAUUCUUCUUUCAAUCGUUGAUUUUCACCGUCCACUUUUAUUUGAGCUGCAAACUUGGAACACACCGUUUUCGUGCAUUCUAGGGUCCUACAGCUGGCAAAGUGCCAAUAUGCGAACUGCUCCAUAAACGAAAGUGAAAGUUAAAAAUUGCACUUGCAGCAUUGGACUCUAAGUGACCCAGUAAAAGCCUGUCUGCGUAUCGUUGACAUGGAGACAAGUCUCGGUAAACGAGCGGUGACCCGACCAAAACACAGAGUGAAGGGAUAACAGUUCGGGGGCCACAAAUACGCGGCUGGAUGCGGCCUGUGGGUCGCCUAUUGUGGGCCUCUGAUCUAGUGGGUGCAAGACGGAAUUUUUAUAACGUGGCUCAAGCACAUUCAGCAUUCACUAUAUUUCACAGGGAAACCAAAUUGCUCCCAUACAUGUGACAUAAAAGAUGCAGGAGGGUUUCCAAGUUCCUCUGCCCCUUCACUUGCCAUGACUACCGCUGCGCUUGACGAGUGAGUGUGGAUUGAACAUGCACAUUUCAUCAACCAAUCCGCGGACCAAUCCGUGCCGAACCGUGGAGAACAAUCUGUACGGAUCACGGAUCAACGAUGAUCCGUUGCACCACUAAAAGCCAUACUUGAGUAAAAGUAAAGAUAUCUUACUUGAAAUCUACUCAGGUAAAAGUGAAAGUCACUCAUUAAAAAAAACACUUGAGUAAAAGUCUUAAAGUAGCCCAAAUUAAAUGUACUAAGUAUCAAAAGUGAAAAUACAAAGAAACAAAACAGCUAGAAAUAGUUGUUUGUCUCUUUGACGGUGAGUUUUGGAACGCCCAUUAUUUCGCUGUUUUUCGGCAAACACAGGAGGCGUUUCAUCCUGUAGGAUGAAUCUUUCAUCCCCAAAAAACGGAAAGGUUUUUCAGAUAUAGCCACGGGUGUCCGUCUUCUCCUGAAGCACAACUAGCAGGUGGUGGUGUGGCGGUGUCUCCAUAAUCGCCAGUGGACGAGGCUGCUCCCAUCAUGCUGUUGAGACGGACGAAUAUUCACAGGCUGUGUGUAAUCCAUACAUCAUGAGACAAUCAUAUUCACAUUUUAUUUUGUAGCAUGUAACGACGGUGACAAUAUAAACGUAGCGGAGUAAAAGUAAAAGUGAAAGUUGCAAAAAAUAUAGAAACUCAAGUAAAGUAUAGAUACUCCCAAAACCUACUUAAGUACUGUAACAAAGUACUUUUACUUUGUUCCUUUACACCACUGCUUUUUAGCUUAGCCUCCUAGCUAGCAGGUAGACAAGCUAACCCUACUCAAGUAAGAAACAAGUUAAACUUUCAAACAUCAGCGUUAGCUAGGAAGUGGUUGAAUUCUACUGUCAGCUCCUGUAUUUGAGGUAACAAAUAAGAAUAAUUGUCCAGAUUUUCACAAUCUUGUUGUCUUUUCGGUUGCUGAUCACUUUGGAAGAAGUGAAAAUAUAUCUUAAACUCCCUAUUCUUAUACAAAGAAAGUAGCACCAGUAACACAGUAGCACAAAACCAAAACAGCCUUUAAGCUUCCAGUCCUGAAGUUGAUGUCAGAGGAAAAUUAGAAUAUGGUGAACCAACCCCAAGCCAAACCCCUCCCUCAACAGGGAUUGUCUGGUCAUAGCUUUAGCAUCCGGCUUGGCAAACGGAAGGCUACGUCAGGCUUAAUAUGUGUUCACUUGUCAAAGCAGUGUGUGCAUUAUACUCUGUUCAAAGAUGUUGGAGGCUUGGUUUUUUUAUUUUUAUUUACCCUCCAGAAAAAGGUGCUAAGAUUUGAGGAUUGGAUGGAACAGUGUGUUUAUCUGCUCUAAUGCUAGGGUUGCUAGUUUAGUAGUUACAUUUUACAAACACUGGUUCCAAAACCAAAUGUCACAUUUAUUGAUUAGAGUUAAAGCUGCUGUUGGUAGUCGUGAUAUGAACAUCAGUUCGAAGAGAGAUUUCGAAUAUCAACACUACCCCUCCUCUCUCUGCUCCCGUAACCCCGCCCACAAAAGAUCAUUGUGUGCAUUCCAUGAGGAAGUAGUGGCUUCCCAGCUCUAAUCAGGGAGACGUAGUGGGGCCGCCACUCGACCAAUCAGGACGGAGGAUUUGAGAUUAGCUCUGAUUGGUCCGUCAAAAUGGGAACGAGGGGAAUAAUAAAAUUGCUUGAUACAAAGGCAUUGGAAAACACAGAGAUUUCGCGAUAGUCUCAAAUUACUUCACUUACCGAUGAGUACCGAUGGGUAUUAUGACCUUUUCUCCAAACCCAGCAGAAAAAAAGUAAAGUUUUUUACACCAGUCCUACCAACAGCAGCUUUAACUACGUUAUGUGUCAUGUAACAGUGUUAUUUAGUAAAAGCUAUAUUCAUGAUUCACACAUUUUUUGCAUUAUUAUUUUUUAGCCAAAUGGAAGUUAGCCUUGGAUGAACAGAAGCUUUCCCACAGAAGGAGAAGUUUAAACUCCAGCAGCUUCUGGUAGAGUUGUUCAGGAUAACAAUAUUUCCGCCACAUAUAUUCUUACUGAAAGCAUUUUGCUGCAUUAAAAGUAAACAUAUUGCUUAACAGCUUCAUAGUGUUAUGUUAGAACAAAUUACAGUCGGGUCCUGCAAUUUCCUUAUCUGCUUAGUCGUAACAGCAGGACAGUGUCUCUAUAGUGUUGUACAAACACUGUCACUUUAUUUUCAUGCCUUCUGGAUCAGUCAUUAGCCUGUAAGACUGCUUGUUUUCUUUUCCAGGGACGUGUAGCAUUAGCCCAAUUUUCAACACAUAACAAUAUUAAGCAUUAAGGACAUAUUUAAUACCUUAAAUAGGUUUUUCUUUGAAAACAAGCCACCUAAGCACUUUGAAAAUUCAGUCAGUUUGCAUUUCAAUCGGACUCUUGAGGCAAAGAUUAGCUUCAUUAGCAAGCUAGCUACAUCACCGCCAAUAAAUUCUGCCACCAACAUUUGACAUUUCGGAUAGAAAUGUUGAUUACACUCUCUAAGGAUAUGAAGCCAGCUUUGUGAAUAUUAAUUUAUGGAAUAUUGGCAAGAGUUUGAGAUGAUAAAUACACCAUGUAAUUCUUGUAAACUGCUUUGUGGACGAGGCUCGAACAAUAAGCUUAAGAAGGCUUUCAAACUAUAACCAAUAGGAUCAGGAUUUAGGUUAAAUGGUUGAUUUUUAAAAUGUUUGUAUGAGAAAUUCUAUUAAUUAGAAAAACUCACGUUUGUUUAUGCCCAAAUAUCUGCAAUUCCAGUGCUUAUCUUCUAAUGUGAACUCAGCUGUGCUAAAUGUGCUUCACAACAGGCAGGGUUUUUAUAACAAUGUGAGGAAUAACAAAGUCAGAUUGUUAAGCUUUUAAUCCAAUAAAGUCAACACACUGGAAAAGCAAAUGAGUAGUUAUAUGAGAAAAAUUAUGAGUGAAUUUGUAAAAACAGAUAACUCAGUUUUUAUACAUUUAAAAAAAAAAAGAUACCUCUAAUUUGUAAUGUCAUUUUUACUUACUCAAAGCCAUCCAACUUCAGUUGAUUGAUAGUACCUAAAGCUAGUAAUAGAAAAAAUCUGUUUUUUAAACAAUUUGAAAAAUAAAAAAAUAUCUGUUAUUUUUUUUUGCAAAUGAACGCUUCAAAUGUUUUUAAUAUCUGAGGCACACAGGCACUCUUGUUGUUGAUAGGAUGGUUUCUUGGACUAAACUUGGGCACUGUAAUUACACCCUUACAGAAACAUGUGUUAGUACACUUCUUACUAACUUACAGCAUGUCAUUUAUGUUUUGGGAGACAAUGCUUAAGGCAUCCAUUUUUCUUGUUACCAGAGUAUCAGUGUUGUAACAUGUGAAAGAAUGUAGUGUUCAAUAAAGUUUUCAGUUAAAAAAUGUA
Molecule: messenger RNA, 5765 nt
Organism: Notolabrus celidotus (New Zealand spotty)
Lineage: Eukaryota; Metazoa; Chordata; Actinopteri; Labriformes; Labridae
Product: myeloid-associated differentiation marker homolog
Exons: 2
Coding region: 298-1149 (283 amino acids)
Cellular component (GO): membrane
Source: RefSeq, a predicted model, not a curated record